UUUUCAUAGCUAUGAAACAACUUUCCUUAAAGCAAUAUACUCACAACGUAUCUAAAUCUAAGGCACGCAAAGUAAUACAAAACAAGUAUUCUAUAUACAAUAGAAUGAAUAUUUGCAAGUGCUAAAACCUUUUGCAUUUUAUACAAUACAUAAAAGUUUUCAUCAGAAAACAAGCCAGUUAUAAUACUUUUCACAUGCACACACACAUCUACUUAUGGCUAUUUCACUCUCAAACUGGGCUCAGUAUGUUAAUAACAUACUCAGCAAACGUGGUUCCCUUGAUCAGGGUAAAGAGAUAUCAAAUCAAAUAAGUAGGUCUAAGGUAGGUCAUAGGUCUAAGGUCUGUGUGUUAAGUGGGUUCAGACAAUGGCGUGGCUACUCAGUAGACACUCAGUAGUUGUACAGACGCUGGCAGGGUUGUUUGAAGUGACCAAAGCGUCUGUCAGAGGGGGAGAAGCACACCUUGGCAAGGCUCUGUCUCUGGAGAGCACUCCUGGUCAGCUUCUUGCACUCCAAGUGAGUCCUGGCUCGCUGUAUGGCAAGCAGUUGGACAUUGCAUGGAAGCAGGCUGCCCCAGGCAGCUAGCCUCCAGGACACAUGCUGUUUGACUGGCACAGGCCUGCAGGGGGGAGGACAUAAUAACUGUAAUGUGACACUCCUUUCUCUAGGAUAAUGGUUGUGUUAUCACACUGACUAAAGGAGAUGGAUCCCUUGGAUGAAAACUGACCUGGGAGAAGUAUCCUCUUCAUCGCUGGGCUGGUGUCUGAUCUGGUCUACAGACAUACUGGGAUGCUCAAUCAGCAGGUUCUCCAAAGGGUCUUCCUCAGGGGGGGUCAGGGAGUUGUUCUCUGGAAACAUCAGAUGACAAAAUUACUAAACCGAGACCAAAGAGGAAAAACACCAGUGAGACCUCUAAUAGUGUCCAUUAGAUCUACUAUACAAAUAACUACAAUACUACCAUUUACAGAACAAGUAACUGCAGACAACAAUGCCCAUACAAGUUUAACAACUAACUUGUGAUUUCAACUUUCGGUGAACAAAAUUAUUAGCUUACCUUGAAUGUUGAUAACCACCCAUCCUCCCGCCUCAAACUCAAUGAGCUCCUCAUAGGUUGCAUUGUCAUCUGUGGGAAAAUCGUCAUCUGUGCUACCAAGGAAAUGGGCAAGUAUCUUUCCAAUCAUUGUGUAUAUGUUUUGUCUCCCUUGGCCCUCUUAUUGCAGUCUGCAAAGAAAAUGAGUUAACAUAGUGUUAUAGUAUGUUUUCCUUAUGGGGUAUAAGGGGGAAAAAAUGCAGACCGGAUACAAUUACUGCUAAACUGAUCAUGGUAAAACAUUGCAUCAAAUACAAGAAAACAGCACAACCUGAAAAGGUAUGUGUAGUUUAAUAUCCACAUUGACAGAAGAUAGAUCUGAAAUGAUUUCCAGAAAGCAGAAUCUGAACAACACCUUACAUUAUGACCUUUAGUUUUUAACAUUGUGUCCUGGCUUAAUGACCCUGCCAGCACAGCAGAAUCAGGAACAGCAUGCCCCUUGGAAGCUAUUUGCAGACGGAAGGUCAUGGCAUCCUUUCUGACCGGGAGAGCAGCUACCAUGGCUCCACGUAUGGAUGAUGUCAUGCAACUAUGCUGUGACCUGUCUGCAAAUCAGCAGAUAAAAGCAGCAGUGAAGAAUUCUGGGAAAGGAUCAGCAGUGGCAGGAGGGACUGCAUUUUUAGGGGGCCUUCUAGGUGGUCCCCCAGGGAUUGCUGUUGGUGGUGCAUUAGGUGGCCUGUUGGGAUGGUGGAUGACCAGUGGACAGUUCAGACCUCUCCCUCAGAUCAUCAUGGAGCUGCCUCCCCACCAGCAGCAGAGACUCUAUGCUGAUAUCAUGGCCGUUUUGGGCUCACUGGACUGGACAGACCUGGCCCAGCUGACCGCCCUGGUCGUGGGGAAUGCUACUCUCCAGCAGCAGGUCACUGCUGCCCUACUCCGGUAUAUCACAAAGGAACUGAGAGCAGAGGUGAGAUAUGGGGACUGAUCUACACAGACUCAAUAUCUGGAGGAACUCCUUAGAACAUUUGUACUCGGAUUUAACUCAAGCUUAUUCCUGGAGACUGAAAGAACCUGUUAUACUGUAGGUUCACUGAAAGAGGCCUUAUGAGAGUUACAUUGAGACUCAUGUCAGACCUGUCAUGUUACCUAAUAUCUGAUCAUGUCCAUAUAAUAUCCUUUGAUGAAGCGUUUAAAUGACAUUUACGCCACUUUUUUUUAACGUCAUUUACAUUAUGCCCAGCCCAAUACCAGUGUCUGCAUAUGUGAAAACGGCACAUUUCUACAAAACAAAUAUAAAGUUAAAAGUUCUACCCAAUGACAUCAUCAAAAGUAAAACAUAUUUAAAAACCGUGCUUUUCAGGCACUAGGAGAUUCCCAGUGAUGUGAGGAGCAAGAAAACACCCUCCCUCUGGCUAGAAACUUGUUGAAAACCACUGUUUUGAAAAUCACUGUUUUUUUUUACUUUUAAUGCUACCAUGUGAUGUUACAGAGAAGCAUUAUUUUAUUUUUUUGCACCUUAUCUUUUCAACCACAGAUCAUAGAAACUCGCUGUUUUGUUUUCACAUACUCUGUGUAGACACUGUUAUGGUUUCGGAGAUAAUGAAUAUGAGGUGGAAGAGUGGCGGAAUUGCACUUUAAUGUACACGUUUGUUUUGUUUUAGUUGAGAAAUUGUUAUCUCUGAAUGUCGCGGUAUGAUUGAAACGUAUCUGAUACGAACAGUCCAGCAAUUAACCAGAAAGGUGUACUUUAUUUAUAUUGUAGUGCAUAAUUGGUUGCCGAUAUUUUGCGCUGAAAUGUACACAUUGAAUAUUGUUGGUCAUUUAUAAUUGACAUGAUUUAGCAACAAAUGCAAGACAAUGAAAAAAAAGGACCCUGAUCACUCCUGUUGUAAGUGUGCCUGGGAUCUCAAGUGAUUCAUGCAAUGUGAAUAUUGUGAGAGAUGAGUACUUCGGAGAAACGGGCCUUGAUACUUCUGGCGCAUAAAAUGGUGAUAAGUGCCACCUAGUCCAAGAAUGAACUAAUUGGGAAAAUCUUGUAGUGCUCUUGUACUAAAGUGUUUGUAUGAAAAUCAUGAUAAAUGAAAUAAAGGACAACGGGGACAUGUAUGAUCACCACGAGCUUUUAGUAUGACGGUCAUUAAGCCAGAAAACAUGUUGUUUCAGUGAAUCAGCUUGACAGUUUCGUGAGGGAAAUUGUCAUCACUCCUGGACAGAUGCGUGCACGUAACAUAGAAUGGUAUCUCAUCUGUCGCAAUUUCGCAAGAUUUUUUUUCUUCUGGGUUUCCGAGAUCAUACGCAAUGUAAUAUAGUUCCUCUUUGUCAAUGUUUCAAAUGUAGACUUUUGAAUAACACUAUAAUCUUAUUAAGAUAUCAAAGCACUUUUUGAAGUAUGUGCAAAGGUUGUUUAUGACACCACUGCGAUUAUUAUUUCCCCCCCCCCCACAUUCGCUGUUCUAGAUGUUUCCUUGUUCAUUCUUUGCAAGCAAGCUUGGACCUGCCGGUUCUCAUAACACCAUACAGCGAAAGAUUGGUCAUUAAUCUUGAGGGGAAAUUUCAUUAGAAGUUAUGUCAUUCGUUUCUGAGAGAUGCUUGUCAGUCUUGUACCUAUGGCUUACUAAGAAACAGUGUUUUAGCAGCUUUUUCCAAAUUCAAAUGGAUUGAAUUGACAAGAUAUCAUAUUCCAUCACCACUUUAUUGGUAGUCUGGGGAUGUGAGAGCAGUCUAAUAUCUUUACAGAAAACCCUUUUUUUAGACAGUUCUUUUCAGAAACCAGAGAGCACGAUUUAAACUGUUUUUUGGUUUGAAAUGCCUAUAAAAUGUUAAUGUUUGACAUGUUGCAUUUGAAUACGUUCUUUAAAAAAAAGUAAUUGGCAGUUGGCCUGAGUAUUGCCAUUGACAACACUAGAGUUGGGAAAAUGAAAUGACGCAAUAACUUUCUCGAAAGGCUUAUCUUACUGCACCUGUUGCCUCAGGACUGGUUCAUGUGUCUGCAGGAGGCUUGUAACACCUACGCACGAAAUAGUUUGAUUACAGCUGUUUUGGGGGGGUCAAUAAGCAGUCUUACCAGGUGUUCAGGACAAGGAUAACCAAAGGUUGCUAUCA
This is a messenger RNA of Oncorhynchus gorbuscha (pink salmon), 4132 nucleotides long. Its product is annotated as protein C19orf12 homolog. The transcript has 3 exons. NCBI's taxonomy places the organism in Eukaryota, Metazoa, Chordata, Actinopteri, Salmoniformes, Salmonidae. The record is from RefSeq and is a predicted model, not a curated record. The coding region runs from base 1557 to 2015 and encodes 152 amino acids.